CCCUGAAGUUCCUGUUUCUGUUUGAAACAAAGAAAGGAGUCAGUUAAAAAGGGGGACAGACACACACUCAGUAUUUGGAAGAGGAAAAGUGGGGGAACCCUUACACUAACUAACCACGCAGUGGACCCCCCUUAUCUCUCGGAAAUGGAGGCGACCAGUUUAGUGAUUGACCAUGAGAUGGACCCAAGCCUCCAUACAGACAGUGGGGAAGAUGAAGGCAGUUCAGAGCAUGAUGUUUCGGGAGCCAAGAGGAAAAGAAGGGGAAACCUCCCAAAGCAGUCUGUGAAAAUCCUCCGGGACUGGCUUUUUGAGCACAGGUUCAAUGCUUACCCAUCAGAGCAAGAGAAGUUGUGUUUGUCUGGGCAAACCAACCUCACGGUCCUGCAGAUCUGUAACUGGUUUAUAAAUGCCCGCCGGCGCGUUUUACCUGAGCUGUUGCUCAAGGAUGGGAAAGACCCAAACCAAUUCACGAUUUCACGAAAAGGCGGGAAGUCACCAGAGAUGCCUUCACCAAAAACACCUACACCUCUGCCUAGCGUCUUGGUGAUGCCCCCUACAACUGCCAAUGCUCUCCCCGCAAGGAUAGUCUCCGUACCUCUGCUGUACCCCGUAGCACAGCCUGUACGUAACUUGGCAACCGUUUGUCAUGACCUCAUUUUGCCAAAUAUGGUUCCCACCAUCAAGACUGAACAGAGUGGCGCAACUGUAUUACUGCCCAAGAAACGAGCCCGGAGCCCAACAGAUGAAUUUGUCAACACACCACCCCCUUCACCCUCACCUCCUCUGCUGUUCGGAGGGGCAAGUAUUAGCAGAUUAAACAUUCUGGCUCAAGUGGCAACAAUGUACAUGGCAGAAAUGGAAGCUGAAGAGGCAAAAAGAGAGGCUGCCCGCUCUGCUCUUACUGCAUUGUACAAGGCUGCACCAAUCCCAACCAGCGCCCCCAAUUAGAGUUGUGCGGAAUAAAGAGGGGGUCAUACUCCUGAACUUCCCCUUGUUUGGACUGUUUUGUGGGGCACUUACAAUGGAUGCUGGGGAAUAACAAGGAUUUAAACAUUUUGUGACCAAGAAGGACAUUCUGGCCCCAAAGAUGGUGCCCACACAUGGCUUCCAUGUCUGCAAAGAAUGCACAACCCUUGUUAUGACAUUCGGGGGAUCCUUUGCUGCAUGUUGGAUUGGAAGGUGAAAGAAAGGUCCAAAUAUAUUUUCACAUAAAAGAAACUUUAUCUGUUUACAUUGAAUAUUUAUCCCCAGUGUUUCACUUUGCUUGUUCGGGGGUGAGAUUGGGAUAAGGGCAAUAAGGCACCUUGGGGGCAAGACAGUUCAGUUGACAUCUCCCUUACUCCUUCCCAGCAAAGUGCACAGUGCUGUGUUAAUAUGCUGCUACCCCCUCCCCUUUUGUGCACUUUAUAGGUCAAAAUGGCCACCAGAUACGCAGCAUGCUAUGAACACUGAGUAUCUUUCACACCACUACAGCUGGAUUUCCAGAGUCGCUUAGACUGCACACAAUAAUUGAGCUGAGUCUGUCAUACUCGGCACCACUGUACACAGUUGUUUGGUAAUUACGCAAGUGUGCUUAAGGGGAUGAGAUUUAUGUUGAUGUUGUUGACUAAUCCUCAUUAAAUGAACUUCCUUUCUGACACUGUUUGACAACAUUGGCCUCUCCAGCUGUUCUGGAACGACUACAGCUCCCAGCAUCCCAGAGAGCAUGUUGGGAGUUGUUGUUUUCCAACAGUUAGGGUGAUAAAGGUUGUCUAAAAAUGUUACGAGUUUACCUUUAUUUUUUUUUUUAAAUUUUAUUUUGAACUGUGAAUAUGUAGUAAAUACCGUGUAUCUAUUACUCCGUAUGUAUAUUAUCCAGUAUUUAGUGCAGAGAAGACGAACUUGCUCUCUGACUUUAUGUAGACUGGAAAAUGGUACAGAGGAAUGUUUUAGUUCUUUUGUUGCCUUACAAUAUAUGUCAUUUAUUGCCUUCUCAGCAGGGUAUAUAUACAUCUAAAGGGAUUGGGGUGGGAAGUAUAGGGUGCCAAUUAAUUUUUCAUGAAGGCACAAUUUAUAUUCUGCAUAUAUGAGGGAACUGCCCUAUUGCUUGCAGCAUUUUGUAUUGAACAAUAUCCUCUUGACCAUUAGGGGAGCUAUUUUGUUGUGUGCAUGUGAGAAGGAGCCGUCAUAUUCCUUUCUACAGCAAUAGGCUGAAAUAACAGGAGCAUUGCUAGUUAUGACUAGAUGGUACUGUUGUCGAUGCAGAAACAGAUAGUAUGGCAGCUCCCAUUUAGGCAUAUAUGGCAUUCUACGUUAUUUGGAAAUAACUAGAGGAUGAGCCCUGACUAUAUAUUAUAUGUUUUUUUACCUUUUUAAAAGGGUCCAUUAUCUGGAACUGGUCCAUAAAAUGGUUUCACACUCCAUUUUCUUUGCAUUCCUUUUCUUAGGGCAGUGGUAAACAGGGAGAUUUGGAGCUCACUGCUUUUAGUAGCCAGGGGACCAGAAUUGCCUCCAUUCAAAGCCAGCGAUUUCAGGCUUUUGCCAUGCCAUUGCCCUUAUUGCAGACUCUAUGACAUCAUGCAGUUCUUGCUGCUCUUAUUAGGGAGAUGGGACUGGGGUCCCAUAAUACUGAUUGCUAGAUCUAUAGCAGAAGUAAUAUUGCAACUCCCUUACAUGAUAAAUUUAGAUAUGCUAAGAAAGGCUGUCCUUUGUCUGUAACAAACAACCCACAUUCGUUAUUGUCUGCCAUUACCCUUUCAUAACAUUGGGGAAUCGUUUUUAACAGUUCACUAAAAGAAGGCUUCCCAACAUUAGACAAGGGAAUCGGAGUGCAAAACUACAGCUUCGAAGUGGCUGCUGGGAAUUGUAGUCCUACUAUAGCCAGAGAGAUGCAGGCUGCUCACUGGGUGCAAGUGAAGUCAUAAACCCAGUCAUUGUACUUGUUUUACUCCCUAUUGGCCACUAGAUGGAGAAUCAUUGCCACAAAUGAAGCCUUGUGAUAAUUAAGGCUUCAAGUAAAAUUUUAGCCAUGCAGUGAAUCUGGAUUAAAAUGGCAGAGCUUUUAUUGAGCGCUACAGUUCCACUACUACAGACUAGUGGCAUUGUUCUGCAUCUCUAUAAAGUGAAUGUUAUGAGUCAAGCCCCUCUUGCUCAUUGGGAGAGAAUGACUUGUGCGAGACUAAGGCAACUCAUUUCCAAUGUAUAAGGGAACAUAAUCCCCAUGUCUAAAUAGGCUGUUGAUAAAAAUUCUAUGUCAGUGCAAUGUCUUUAUUAUAAUAACAGGAUGGAGUAGAAUAGUUUGCAUUUUGGAUCAGAAAGGAACAAGUCUCGUGAUUCCAUUGAAAUUACCUCAAUUUUUAAGAAUAAACGUUUUUCUCAAGCUGUAAAGUCAUUAAAUUAUAUAAACCAGGAGAUCUUUAGGCGUAAGGUGACCGCAAGUAGCACGUGUUGCCUGUGAAUCUCAUUUAUUGGUUUUUAUGGUACAAACUGUAUGAAUGUUUUAACAGAUUAUUUCUGUGUGCAUUUUUUUAAAAUAUGAUUUGUAAUAAAAUAAACUGUUUUGAAAAGCUAAAA
This is a messenger RNA of Xenopus laevis (African clawed frog), 3552 nucleotides long. RefSeq names its product TGFB induced factor homeobox 2 S homeolog (gene tgif2.S). Lineage: Eukaryota; Metazoa; Chordata; Amphibia; Anura; Pipidae. Gene Ontology annotation, biological process: animal organ development; regulation of DNA-templated transcription. The record is from RefSeq and is a predicted model, not a curated record. Gene Ontology annotation, cellular component: nucleus. Gene Ontology annotation, molecular function: DNA binding. Bases 145 to 948 code for a protein of 267 amino acids. The transcript has 3 exons.